Messenger RNA from Oppia nitens, 1693 nucleotides. It is a transcript of the gene U4-U6-60K, whose product is annotated as U4/U6 small nuclear ribonucleoprotein Prp4-like. Gene Ontology annotation, molecular function: protein binding; U4 snRNA binding; U6 snRNA binding. Gene Ontology annotation, cellular component: U4/U6 x U5 tri-snRNP complex. The transcript is spliced from 3 exons. The record is from RefSeq and is a predicted model, not a curated record. The coding region runs from base 142 to 1662 and encodes 506 amino acids. Gene Ontology annotation, biological process: mRNA splicing, via spliceosome. Lineage: Eukaryota; Metazoa; Arthropoda; Arachnida; Sarcoptiformes; Oppiidae.
UCACAUGUGUUGUCUAUGUUUUUUGUAUUCAAUAUAUAAACGCAAAAAGCAUUUGUUUUUUAUAUAAUUUAAUUCAAACAUCACUUCAAUUGAUUUAAUCAAUAAUCAUCACCACUGAAGAAGACCGACGACGACGAAGACAUGUCCGACGAUGAACUUAGUUAUGUUAAGCGACAAAAAGUCAUACAUUAUGGCAGUAUUGAAGACAAAGAAAGGGAACGAAUAGCGACAAUCAAAGACCGACAGACCACUGCCUCCGCAUCCGUCGUCGUCAGCGCCGCCGCCGCUGUUGGCAACAAAAAUGACGAUUAUUAUGAUUUAGAGAAAGAGGUCUUAAGUAAAGAUAAACAAUUGGUUUUGGAAGACUUUGAACGCAGAAAGAAGGCCCGACAGAUACAUGUGUCCACCGAUGAUAUCGAAGUCAGGGCUCACUUAAGACAAAUCAAUGAACCGAUUUGUCUGUUCGGUGAGGGACCAGCCGAUAGACGGGAACGGUUGAGACAGUUAUUGGCCCGAUUGGGUGAAGACGCCAUCAGAAAGAAGAAAGAGGAUGAAAGAGGAGAUCAGAAAGAGACAUCCCAGACCUGGUACCACGAAGGACCCGAAUCGCUACAUUCGGCUCGACUAUGGAUUGCAGAAUAUUCCAUACGAAAAGCCAAUGAAAGACUCCAAAAGACACGAGUUUUUAGACAGACUCCCGAAGAAGCCCGAGCCGCCGCUUCCCAGGAGUUGUACAAACAUUUGGGCGGAAUUGAGAUCAGUUGCAGUCAAUUGGGUGACACCAGACCGCUGUCAAGUUGUCAGUUUAGUCCCGAUUGUUCACUAAUUGCCACUUCUUCAUGGAGUGGUUUAUGUAAACUAUGGACAAUGCCUGACCUCAAACUGAGAUCAACAUUAAGAGGGCAUAAUUGUAAUGCCGGACACAUAGUAUUUCAUCCAAAGUCAACCAAAAGCCAGUCAGAAGAGAGCCUAAACCUGGCCUCAUGUGGUGUCGAUGGUUCUGUGCUUCUGUGGAAUCUUAAAAGUGAAGAACCAAUGGGUAACCUUCCGGGACACGAACCGAAUCGUGUCAGUCACAUGGAAUUCCAUCCGAGCGGUCGCUUUUUGGCCACGUGUUGUUACGAUCAUUCGUGGCGUUUGUGGGAUCUGGAGGCCGAAGAGGAAGUACUCCAUCAAGAAGGCCAUAGUAAACCUGUUCACGAUUUAUCGUUUCAAUGCGACGGCUCAUUGAUAGCUACUGCCGGACUCGAUUCGUUUGGUCGGGUUUGGGAUCUCAGGACAGGCCGUUGUAUAAUGUUUAUGGACGGACAUCUUAAAGGAGUUCUGGCCAUUGAUUUCUCGCCAAAUGGCUAUCAAAUUGUUACCGGAAGUGAAGAUAAUAGCGUAAAAGUAUGGAAUCUUCGCGAAAGAAAACUCGAGUACACAAUAGCCGCCCACACGAACAUCAUAUCGAAAGUAAUGUUCGAGAAGACAAUCGGUAACUAUAUAAUGACCGCAUCGUAUGACAAUACUGUCAAACUGUGGGCACAUCCCGGAUGGACACCAAUCAAAACGCUUAGCGGACACGACGGCAAAGUAACGGCAGUGGAUGUGUCGCCAGAUAAUGAAAAUAUUAUUAGUUCAUCGUUUGAUCGGACAUUUAAAUUGUGGCAAAAAGAGUGAAGUUUUUAAAAAAUAUUAUAUAAACCAUUGU